Molecule: messenger RNA, 612 nt
Organism: Paramuricea clavata
Lineage: Eukaryota; Metazoa; Cnidaria; Anthozoa; Malacalcyonacea; Plexauridae
Source: the annotation of a GenBank genome assembly
AUGGGAAGAUCACAUCUGCGUUACGAGCAAAUGGAAUCAGUAGUUAUGGACAUUGAGAGACACCUAAAUAACCGCCCACUAACAUACGUGGAGAGUGACAACGGCGAGGAGCAAGUAUUAACACCCAAUGUGAUUAUGUGGGGCCAGAAUUCCCAUACUAUAGAAGAUAUUGAGAUCGAAGGUGAUGAAGUCAGCAAGCUUCACGCGAGACUGAUGUUGAAACGACAACAGGUAUGGCAACGAUGGAAGAAAGAGUAUAUCCACAGCCUUAUGGAGAGCCACAGAGUACACAGAGGAGUCGGUAGGGUUCCUGAAGUCGGAGAGAUCGUACUGCUGGUCGGCGACGAGAAGAAUAGGGGUGAGUGGACGAAAGGGAAGGUUGAGCGGCACAUCCAAGGCAAGGACGGUGUAGUGAGGGGCGUGACACUCCUCCACAAGGGUCACUAUAUUCAGAGGCCCUUAACGCUGAUAUGCCCGUUGGAAAUUAAGGCUGUCGAAGCAGUUCAACCCGAGCAAAGACAAAAAGAAACGCAACAACUGCGACCGAGAAGUACUCGAAAGGCGGCGGAGACAGCGCGUGAACGGAUACGUCUAACUGCUGAUGCUGAUUAA